Verticillium dahliae VdLs.17 is the source of this 2244-nucleotide messenger RNA. RefSeq lists its product as uncharacterized. The coding region runs from base 1 to 2244 and encodes 747 amino acids. Lineage: Eukaryota; Fungi; Ascomycota; Sordariomycetes; Glomerellales; Plectosphaerellaceae. The transcript is spliced from 4 exons. The record is from RefSeq and is a predicted model, not a curated record.
AUGGCACCCAAAUCCAAUCCCCGCAAAGAGGUGGCAUUGACUCUAGACAAUGUGAAACGCUCGAAAGUUUUUGAUCUCAACAUUCGGUCGACCUAUACGCAAUUCAACGGUCAAGAGGCCUUCAGAGAGCUGGUGCAGAACUGGCGAGACGAGGUGAUCAGGGCCAGUGGCCUCAGCCCGCAGCAGUUCAUGGACUCUGUCACCCGCGAGAUAACGACGAAUGACUCGAAAGUCGAGAUCUUAUACAAGGCCAUCACACCCGCGCAAGACUCACAAGGCGCACCGGAGGUUUUUGGUUUUAUUCGGUACAAAGGGGAAAAUGGACAAGGCACAGUUGAACUCACGAACCGCAAGAGCACCCUCCAACUUGAGCAUCUGGAGAUGGGUGGCACCAGCAAGAGACACGCCACGAACCAAGCAGGCACCCACGGCGAGGGAAUGAAGCUCGCGGCCCUCUCCAUGCUGAGACCAGACAACAACCACAGUGUGCAAUGCGUCUCUGGAGGUUGCACGUGGACUUUCUACUUGAACAGUCUCUUCAAACUGUGUGUGAAGGUCGAGCGGAUGCCCAAAAGCAGUCUUCACCAGAUCAUGCCCCCUUCUAGGCGUCUAAAGCAGACUCAUUCUACAUGUGUAGCAGUGCCCCAUGAAGAUGUGCAAUUCCUGCUCGGGGCCAGUAGCAAAAACGACGAUCAAACGAAGCAGAACACUCAGCAUGUCCCUAUCACGAAAGGCGUGUUCGAGAGCUGGACGUCCACGGCGCUCUUUCUGCAGGAGCCAAAUCCGCAGAUGACAAUCACGACGUCUCGUGGCAAACUCUUGUUGGAGCCCAAAUAUCAUGGCAAACUAUACCUCAAAGGCUUACUUCUCAGCCAUUCUGCCCACAACUCCGCCAGCAUCAGUGGCAAGCAGAUGAGGUACGGCUAUGACUUUGCAGACGGCAGCACGAACCGAGAUCGCCUGCAUGUGGCUACUGCGGCAGAGGAAGCAGCAACCAUCGCUAGUAUCUGGGCACAAAGUAUCGAACAGCGACCAGAGAUGAUUGACAACCUCAGCGACAUGCUGCUGUCAGAGACUUCAGAGUACGCCGACGUCAACAUGGCGGACAGGAACACGAGUUUUCAUGUUGCAACCCGUUUGAAGGCGGCCCUCGUGGAGAAAUAUCCCAACCGGUGGUUCUUUGACAACGAGCAGAGAACGGAGUAUCCUGAACUCGAACUAACAAUCCAAGGCCUUGGAUUGCAAGGAAUGUUUCUCCCCAAAACGUACUGGAAACUGCUGCACAAGCAGGGGCUUGUACGCGAAGUCUGUGAUGAGGAGGCCAUACGGUUCGGCAAAGCCAAGGCCCUGGGCCCAAAAGAACUGCCUCAAACAUAUUUUGCUCAGGAGCUUUAUCGCAUCAUCAAAGCAUGUAUGCACGACUGUCACGAAUGCAUGCAUCGCAUCACCCUGCUCAUUGUUGACGCUGGCGAACUGAAGCUUGACACUGCGUAUCGCACGGGCCCGGCUGCACAGCUCAAGGUACACGUCAAAUGGUUGUCGCAUGACAUCCUCGGCACAGAACUGGGGACGCGACUCGACAAGGACAGCCUGCGAGACGUCGGCAGAAUCGCGAGACUGCUUUUCAAGCGCCUGCUGCAGACUCUGCCAACCCACAAGCUUAAACUUGGUGGAAAGACGUGGCAGUGGAAGAUCCGCCAGCUCGGGCUGCUAGCUGACCAGCGGAUCGACGACGCAACCGUGUUCGGUUCGACGCGCGUGUUUCCGGAGCCUGCGGUCUCUCAGGGCGUGGUGGUUCGCAGCCACUUCCUCAGGGAGCUGCCCCAAGGCACCUCUGCUGAAAUCCAUCUUCACGGCAUGGCAACUUGCGGUGACAAACGCAGCAUCUUUUGUGCUGCAGAAGUCCGCCAUCCGCGUUGUACUGGACCGGCCGGGUCCUGCAGACGCUUGGUGGUUUCAGAACCCCGGACGGGCGUGACUUUUGAAAACUUGGACCUUCGAGUAGACUAUUUCGCCCUUGUCUAUUCUGCGAACACGCCAGGAUCCUUCGUCCACGUCUCUUGCGGUUCUACCAAGCCGUCCGCCUUUCAAAAGUUGACAGUUACCACUAGCCACUCGGCCCCCGUCGGCGGCGAUGCUAGCAAGGACUGCGACACCGCCGAUAGAUCCUCGACGACGGGAAGCAAGCGGCCGGCAGAUGCGUAUCAGGUAUUCACGCCUCACUCGAAGCGUGUCAGAUGGUAG